AGGAAAAACACUUGCACCAGUAUUUUGUAUCAAGAUACAUUUUCAUGUAUUUUUGCCCAUCCCUGCCUCCACCCACUCACCCUGAUUCCUGAUUCCAACACCAGCACACACAGCAUGUUCCUGAUGAAGCAUCCUUCUGUUUAAACUAUGGCUGAUGUGUCUCUCUGCAAGCCCUAAAUCAACCUCAUGGCCCAUUUUUUAAAAUUACUACCAUUAAGAACCGCAUACGCACACACUUUACCCCCAUUUGUUAUCAGAAAAGUGUGUCUCGCUCGAAUGCACUCCUGCUGAUCCUGAUGCUUGAAUAUGAAAUUAUAAUUCAGGCAUUAUGUUGACAGAAAGCUCCCCUGGUAGUAAUCCGUACUGUCACAUAAUCGAUUGGAUAAUUAACCAUUUGUACGAGCCAAGUUUCUUGUGAUUUCACAUUUUUUGUAUUCACUUGUUCUUAAUUUAACAAUCUUAACAAAAAAGCUCAAACUGUUGGUUAAUAAGGUUUCUGCAAUCUUACGGGAGUUGGUGCAAAGAUUGAUAUCACUUAAUAAACAACCGGCAGCUGGCUAAAUUAGCCAAAAAUAAAGAAAUGAAUCCGAUGGAAACAAACUGGCUCCGUCCACCAUCAGUCCGAAAUGAAGUAAAUUCUAAGCAGACUAAACAGGUAAUUGACGACUGGAUUACUAAACAACCAAAAGGUUUUGGAAUGUGGGUGGAAACAAGGUGGCUGGCGAGGAUUCCCAGGUGAGGAAAUGGCUCAGCUGGGGAUGAUGAGUUGAAUGCAGAUCAGAUUAAGGUAACAUGACCUGUAAGGACACGAGAGUUAGUGACUGUCAGAAGUAAAGUGAAAUAAGGACAGAGCUUGUGACAUUUUGUGCAAAGCUAACCAACUGCUUACUUUAGCUUGAGAGUGGUAAAUUAUAAAAUAACUCUUAAUAAUAGUGGGAAACCAUCAGGGACAUGUCUAAUUUUCUGUUGUGAAUGUGUUUAUCCUUAAUUUUAGACUAAAGGCUUUGAAAUAUUGUUUGUUAACCAUCAGCAACACAAAUAACACAAUUGUUUUCGAUCUUUUUAAAGACAGAUUGCUUGUAUUUGGUUUUUACCUCUGAUCUUUUCACUGAUUUAAAGUGGGCACGGCUCUACUGGAAAAAUGGGACGAUGUAUUGAGUGCACAUCUCCACCAAUCAGUAUUCGGUAUCAUUUGAAACAAUAACAGUCAAAACAAAAUCUCAAUUACUCUUAUCUUUUAGAAGAGAAACUUAAUAAUAAUAAUAAUAUAAUAACAGUAUUAUCCCACCUCCAUGAUCCGUUGUUUUUACUCAAACACAAUAAGUGAGCGCUGAUCGAGUUACCACAGAUCAUUUUCAUGUAACACUUUUGUAAUGAUAAUACCCAAAGCUUAAGUAACAAAGGAGACAGCAAAAUCUGCCGCUUGUCAGCGUUUACGACGAGAAGCACUUGCGUGAUUAGAUGUCUUGCAAUCGAUGCAGCCUCUUCUCCCAAUCAUUAAAUCUGCUCUUAACAGAUUACAGCCCCCCUCCAAAACACGCAGUCUUUUCUCCUCCUCUUCCUGCGCCUCCUCCUGUCUCACAUGCUCUCUUUUUCAGCACAUACAGCAGAAGACCUGCCUCUUUAGCCCCUUUUUAGCUUUGCCUUUGAAUUUCAUCCUUUUUUAGGGAAUUUUCUUCCACCCAAAGAUACAGCAGACAGCGGAAUGGAAAAGACUAAACUAAAAUACAAAAGGUGAUGGUGAACAGCCGACAAAGAUGGACCUGCUGACAAUCUUCUGCCCCCUCCUGCUUUUAUGUUUUGAUCCGUCUGCAGCCACAAGCCUCAUCACAGCGGACAUAUUCGAAGCCAGAGGUCAGCGUGUGUGCAAGGCGGGAAAAGGAAGGCCAUGUUACAAGCUGGCUUAUUUCUCUGAGCUGCGGCGGCGGCUGAACUUCGUUGAGGCAGAACUCGCCUGCAGACGGGACGGGGGGCAGCUGCUGAGCGUGGAGUCGGCCUCCGAGCAGAAGAUCAUAGAGCAGCUCAUCACAGAGCUCCGUCCCACUGAUGGAGACUUCUGGAUCGGCCUCCGCCGUAACCACGGAGACGAAGAAAGCAGCUCAGACUGCUCCUCACAGUACUACUGGCUGGACGGCAGCAAGUCCACAUUUAGGAAAUGGCAUUGGGACGAGCCAUCAUGCGGCUAUGAGGUGUGUGUGGUAAUGUAUCACCAACCGUCGGCUCCUCCCGGUCUGGGAGGACUCUACAUGUUCCAGUGGAACGACGACAACUGUGAAACCAAGAACAACUUCAUCUGCAAAUACACUGCAGAGAGGCCACUGGAACCGUCCCCUUCUCCCAACUCCACUCAAACAAAUGUUUCCCCUUCAUCCGCCCUGCCGUGGAAUCCGAUUGACCACAACCAGGACAGGAAUACAGCGCUUAACUUGAUUUACAUCAUCAUUCCCACCAUUCCCCUGAUACUGCUGUUACUGACAGCGAUUGGAGUCUGCUGCUUCAAACUGCUAGCCAGACGAAGCAGGAAACAACAGAAAUCCGAAGUGUGCCAGACAGAACCGGGCCUUUGCCCCGACGCGGCUCCAGAUGACGUCUACAAAGUCAUUCACUCCCAGAAGGACGACGAUCUGCUCUCAGCUCGCCCGCAGACCAAGAACACCUCUUUUCUGUGCUCUUCCCCCGACACUCCGACCGGUGACUACGACAACCUGGGCGGUCGCGACACCGAGAGCGGCUUCGUGACCCUCGCCAGCACAGAGAGCGGCUUCCUCAACUUUGACCUCAACGACCUCAGCCUCGGGCGCCGUGCCACCCGUGACUUCUAUAACACCAGCCUGGGCCGCUCUGGAAAGAGGGACUUGAAUGCCGGCAGUCUGUGCGGCAGCGGGCACGGGGAGUUUUACGACAGGAGUCUAGGCCGCCGUACGACAAAGAGUGAGCAUUACGGCAGCGGUUUGUACGCCGACCACGGGUUGUACGAUGGCGGCGUCAGAGGAGGGAGUGACCUCUUCGAUCAAAAAGCCAGGCCUGAAAGUCACACGGUGAAAGCCGACCUCUACCAGACGUACAUCACCAACGGUAAAGAAGACGCUUACCAGACCAACCUCGGAACUUAUGGAAACCGGAAAUCCUACCAGGCUAAUCUGGAUUUCUGCAGAACCGGACUGCAGGUCGACAUCGGAAGGAGAUACUUCAACGAACAAGACUGGAUCAACAGAGAAAACUACUGAUCCUUUGACCAGCUCCUUCGUUCUGUACACAGAAGUGUACGUGUGAUUGUGGACGGGGACAACAGAACUCUGCACGUACGUCAAUUAUUUCUUACAUAUAGAACAGUUAGAACAUGAUCUUAACAUUAGAAAAUCACUCCCCAUAAGUUAUAAAAAAAGAAAUCAACGCAUGUAGCUCAUGUUCAAGGAUCUCCAAUUAUCUUUAUUCAUGUGAAGCCAUGCUGAUAGUUUGGGGUUUGAAUUACUCACAUUUUGUCUGAUUUCUACCUACAACCCAAUUAAAUGGAGGUGACUGGACUGAAGAAGGGCCUUCACAUUGUUGGGCAAACAGUUUCUGGACAACAGUUCAGACACCACUUCAAACCAAAGUCUAUUCCCCCGCUGCUGUAUUGUGGAGGUCAAUCAACACUUGGAUUGGACAUUAAAUAUCAAUGGCAUCGGCCUUGGGGAAACAAGUUGUACGAAGCCUUCGGUAGCACCAAAGGCAGCAGACACAUCAAAUGACGUCGCUUGAGUCAAUGUUGCCUGUUGGAGGCGUUGAGUUGCAAAGAAAAGAUCUUAUCGGACGUAUGUAGCCGUUCCUCACCUCCGUUUCUCGCACGGCGCUCCGAGAUACAUGGUUUGCAACGAAGGCCCCACGUGUGAAAAGUGGAGGUGGAAAAAUAAAAUAAUAUCUACUGCAUUGACAUCAGUAGGGUCUUCGUGUGAUAUUGUCUAAUACAAAGUGAAGUUAUUAGAGUCAUCUUUUAACUCUACCGGUCUCUGUCUCAAGGCUAUAAUAAUUUACCUGAACCUUUCCAGGCGCCAACCUUUUCGGUCUAUGUUUUUUUGCUCGAACUGCGCUUAUCACAAAACGGACUGAUGAGUGGCGCUCUGUAGCGGGCUGUUUGCAUGUCCUUGUCACGCUGCCCCUGCCUGCCAAGUUAACUAUUGAUGUCCUCGAACCUUAAAUCCGCUGUGCCUGAAAAUACUGUUCAAAUCCCACUCAAAAGUUUACCUGAUAUAAACAGGCCGCCUCAAACAGACAAAACACACAGUAGCGCUUGAGGGAGUCGGUGUUGACUAUUUUGUGUGUACUCAAGUAUGUUUUCACAAGACCUUAAAAAUGGUAAGAUAUUCAGAAACUUAUUUAAAAUUCCACUGUUCCAAUUAUUAUGACGUUCUUUCUGCGGUCGAGUGGAAAUGUGUCUGAUUCUGUGUCUUUGCGUGCCUGCAGCCUGUACACAACAAUGGCAUGACACCAAAGAGAAUGAUACAAUAUAGCAUCAUUAUUAUUAUUAACUAUUCAGAAUGUGUAAUGUCUUGACGUCUCUCCUGUAAGUGAGAGUGGUUUGUAUGUUUAUUACAUCUUCAAAUAAAAUUGAAUCUGCUUGUGGUGAAGAGAUUUUUCUGUUCCAGUAAAAUAAAAAGGAAGGUUGCAUUACUA
This is a messenger RNA of Gasterosteus aculeatus aculeatus (three-spined stickleback), 4653 nucleotides long. It is a transcript of the gene layna, whose product is annotated as layilin a. The record is from RefSeq and is a predicted model, not a curated record. Gene Ontology annotation, molecular function: hyaluronic acid binding. NCBI's taxonomy places the organism in Eukaryota, Metazoa, Chordata, Actinopteri, Perciformes, Gasterosteidae.